Molecule: messenger RNA, 1871 nt
Organism: Alligator mississippiensis (American alligator)
Lineage: Eukaryota; Metazoa; Chordata; Crocodylia; Alligatoridae
Gene: NOXA1
Product: NADPH oxidase activator 1
Exons: 15
Coding region: 74-1627 (517 amino acids)
Biological process (GO): superoxide anion generation
Molecular function (GO): protein binding; superoxide-generating NADPH oxidase activator activity
Source: RefSeq, a predicted model, not a curated record
UCAGGCAAGCAGCCAAACAGUCCCUGAAGGGCUUUAGAAAGGAACCUGUUUCGCCUAUGUUCAUUGAAGGACAAUGGCGUAUCGAGACCUAGUUAGAGGCUGGCAUGAAGGAGUCCUGGCUGUGGAUAAGGGAGACUGGGAAUCUGCUUUGAAAAUCUUCUCUAGUAUCGAAGAGCCUUCCGCUAGGAUCUGCUUCAACAUAGGCUGUGUGCAUCUCUUAACAGGGAACCUUGAGGGAGCCGUGCAGGCAUUUGAUCAAACAGUUACCAAAGACAAUCGUCUAGCUGUUGGCUUCUUUCAAAGAGGGUUUGUCUGUCUGCAGUUAGACAAAUAUGAAGAAGCCUUAUAUGACAGCCGGAUGGCCCUCACUCUGUUAAGAUACAACCCCUUCAUUGACUACAAACAACUGGGACUGCGGCACAUGCUCUAUGCCUGGGAGGUGCUGUACAAUAUUGCAGCAGCGCAGUGCCGACUUGGGCAGUGGCAGGAAGCUAAAGUAACUCUGGAGAACGCUAUCAUACAGAGACCUGAGGGAAGAACGAUGAGCCUAGACCUGGCCCUUAAGCGCAUACAAGAACAUCUUUUUCUGGACCCCAUGCAGAUCCCCCCGGGGGAGUUUUUCAGACCACGGAAGAAGGAAGUUGAACAGCUGGAUUCAAAAGAUUUCCUGGGUAAACCUAAGGUGAUCUCUUCUGUCAUUCCUAAUGAUGAGUACAUUGGGUUUGAGCCUCUCAGGCCACAGACAAAGGGCUUUUACAAACCCAGUGUUGAUGCUGUGCAAGACUGUGACUCAGGCUAUUAUCGUGUCCUGGGCCAUUAUUACCCCAAGGACUCUGAGGAGGUGGCUUUGAAGGCCAGCAGCCUCGUCUUUGUACUAACCAAAGACACAGAUGGCUGGGCUACUGUCAUACACAAUGGACAGAAAUUGUGCGUACCAACCUCUUUACUGGAACCUGUUCAUGCCCCAAAGGCUGACAAGUGGAAAAUUGAUAAUGGGAUCCCACUUCCCCCUGAUAAAGUACCCCCCAGCCGACCCCACUUGAAGCAAAAAGACAAGCAGCAGCCAGGAUCAACUGAGGGAGAGGGCAUUAAUGCAGAUGAUGCUAAUUCCCAAACAAACUUUAUGCAGGUCCCACUGUUCCCAAAAGAAGCAUCUUUCACUGUGGAUGGAGCCAUCCUACUGAAAGUCCAUUGCUCUUACACAAUAGCAGUGCAAGUGAGUGAGGCUUUAUCUCUGUCCGACCUCAGGUCUUUGCUGAAGGAGAAGUUCUGUCAAGAUGCAGAGCAUGGAAAGCUCAGUUACAGGCAUUCAAGCAGUGGAGAACUGAUUGCAGUUUCUGGGGAAGAGGAUCUUGGGAAGAUGUGGCAGCAGGUGAUGGAUGGGAAGCUGACACUGUGGUGCCAGGGCCCAGAUUCCUGUUCAGACAGACCCGUUCUCUACCAGAUGGUAGCAGAAUAUAAAUACAUUGCAGAAGGGCCAGAGGAUCUGGAAUUCAACGAAGGAGACACGUUGGACAUCCUCGCAGAAGUGAAUGAAGAUUGGCUUGAAGGCCGCUGCAAUGGUAAGAUCGGCAUUUUUCCCAAAUGCUUUGCUGUCCGAGCCAGAAUGGACCCAGCCCAACCUUAAUGAAGUGGAGCCUUUUCAUGUCAGACAGCACAAGAAUCAGCAGAGCUCAAGCCAAGCUUCAUUUUAUUUCUGUUUCCCAAAGAACAAGAGAAGUUUACACCAGUUUGUUCAGUUCAGGCCAAAACCAGCCCUGCUCAGUAUUUUAACAAAGCUUCCUAUGAAGGACAUGCAGUAUGGGACUCCAUGUUAUCUGAGAACCUGUGAGAAUCAGUUCAGAAGCAUAAAGAGCAUUUUCUAUAACCCA